UAUGUUUGGUCAAUUGGGCGAUCACCCAAUUGACCGAGCUCUACGCAAGCGCUUCACAUUUCAAUUUGAGUCAUAUUUAUAUAACAAUGCAACUUGUGGGCGGUGGAAUUGGUGAGCAUUAUUUCGUCAGUGAUUGGUAAAUAUUUGCCGGUUAGUUCUUCCUGGGGGGUUAAAAAGUUAACCAUUGACGGUCCUGAAAUUCCCCUCACACCCAUAAGACCUGACGCAUCUUGCGUCUUAACUUCGAUCGGCUCGUGUUAAUGUCGGACAGUUUUAUUUUUGGAAUUGGAAUUUUGACCUCCGUGCCCCAAAAAGUCCAAAUGUAGCCCCGAUGAAGAGAAGGUGAUUUUUUUUUGGUCCAUUUCAAGAAAUUCUCAGCUCUCCUCUUUGUUCUCGGUGCUGUUUAGUCUUCCUUAUCGCUUGUUUUCCCGGUCGUUAAGGAGUGGAGCCAGUUUCAAUAGCAGCUGAUACUCAGGCAAACUGUUGACCACACACCGAGACUUUAAUCUGGCUCUCUUGAGUUCACCCCAUCCAUCGUCUCCAUUUUGUCCUUCACUCCCUCUGUUCCUGCUCUUGAGGCCCCUUUCUUUCUUUUUUUUGCACAGAAACUACGAGAGCGAGUCCUCUCAUCUGAGACUUUGCACUCUCUCUCUCUCUCUCUCUCUCUCUCUCUCUCUCUCGCGCUCUCUUAGCUGCCCAGGAAGGUGUGUGUUGUUUGCUUAAGUUAAGCCGACAACAGAAACAAAAAGCCUGCGUGCCCAAAGUGUGCAGACAGGACAAAAAAGAUUGUCGGAUAAAAGCCCCCAAAACACGAGGAUGUUUCCUCGAGCUUCCUGUUAUUCUCCACCUUUCCUUUUGUGCAUCUCUAAGCAAAAAAAGGCGACUGCAUUUCCCAUCAGCCAUCUGUCGCUCUCUCGGGCACACACACGCGUUAGUACCUGUGGAAGCUCCGCCCUGACGGUGGCUGACGCUCGCAGUGUUCGUGCGCGCUCAGCUCAGUGCCGCGCUGUACCUGUCUCUCAUGGAGGUGGAGCAGCACUCCUCGGAGCAGACGGCCCAGCGGCGGCGGAGUGCUGUCGAGCGACAUCGGCCACACCUCUAAUUGGCUGUUUUUGUCAGAAUGACAGCCGAAGAUUCAGCUUCCUCUUCAGCUAUGAGCACCAAUACUGCCCCCUCCAAGCCCUGCAAAUUUGCCACUGCCUCCCACCACGCUGUCCUCGGACACACCAACAUUCCCGAGGGCGUCGCAGGCGCUCCCAAUGAGCCGGCGCUGGUGGCCUUGAUGGAGCGCAGCGGCUACGGGAUGGUCCAGGAAAACGGCCAACGCAAAUACGGGCCGCCUCCCGGUUGGAACGGCCCAUCUCCGCCGCGGGGCUGUGAGAUCUUUGUGGGCAAGAUCCCGAGGGAUGUUUACGAGGAUGAGCUCGUUCCCGUCUUCGAGGCUGUGGGACGCAUCUACGAGAUGCGCCUGAUGAUGGACUUUGACGGCAAGAACCGAGGCUACGCGUUUGUCAUGUACACCGAGAAACACGAGGCCAAACGGGCCGUGCGGGAGCUAAACAACUACGAGGUGCGGCCCGGGCGACUCCUCGGGGUCUGCUCCUCUGUGGACAACUGCCGUCUUUUUAUCGGCGGUAUCCCCAAGACCAAAAAGCGUGAGGAGAUUCUGGAGGAGGUCUCCAAAGUGACAGAAGGCGUGUUAGAUGUGAUCGUUUACGCCAGCGCCGCAGACAAGAUGAAGAACCGUGGCUUUGCCUUCGUAGAGUACGAGUCGCACCGUGCGGCCGCCAUGGCCCGCCGGAAACUGAUGCCUGGGCGCAUUCAGCUGUGGGGUCACCAAAUUGCAGUGGACUGGGCAGAGCCAGAAAUUGAUGUGGAUGAAGAUGUCAUGGAGACAGUGAAAAUACUCUACGUCAGGAAUCUUAUGAUGGAGACCAGCGAGGAAACCAUUAAACAGGUGUUUAGUCAGUGGAACCCGGGCUGUGUCGAGCGAGUGAAGAAAAUCCGUGACUAUGCCUUCGUUCACUUCGCAUCCCGCGACGAUGCCGUGCUGGCCAUGGACCACCUGAAUGGAACAGAGGUGGAGGGCUCCUGCAUUGAGGUCACGCUCGCCAAGCCGGUCGAUAAAGAGCAGUACUCUCGCCAGAAGGCCUCGAAGGGGGUUUCUGCUGCUCCGGAAGCUCCGCAGCAGAACUAUGUCUACCAGUGUGACCCUUACACACUGGCCUACUACGGUUAUCCCUACAGCACACUCAUCGGACCCAACAGGGACUACUUUGUCAAAGGAUCCUCAUUGAUACUGAACAAUGCAGGUACCGUGCGAGGUCGUGGUCGCGCCGCCACAGGUAACCGGACCCCCGGUCCUCGGGGCUCGUACCUGGGGGGUUACUCUGCCGGUCGUGGCAUCUACAGCCGCUACCACGAGGGUAAGACCAAGCUGCCCGAAAAGUCCUAUGAACUGAUGCCCAGUCUGGAGCUCGCUGCCUCCGUCAACCCGGUUGCCAUCAAACCAGGCACAAUGGCGUUGCCGACUCUGGCCGGCCAGUACCCGGUGUUCGGCGCGGCCCCCGCGGCCAAGCUGAUGGAGGAGGGCAAGGUGCACGCGGUGGAGCAUCUCAUCAACCCUCUGGCCAUGCAACACCCUGAACACGGCGCGGCUCCCGCCGCCGUUCUGCCGGUCUCCACCCCGCCACCUUUUCAGGGUCGUCCGAUCACUCCCGUCUACGCCGUGGCGCACAACGUGCCGCGCAUCCAAGCGGCCGGCGGCCUGUACGGCGCGGGAUACGUCCCCGUCGCAAACUACGCGGCCAACACGGCCGCUCUGGCCACGCUGCAGAAGAACGCGGCGGUCGCGGCCGCGACGUACGGAGGCUACGCCGGCUACGCCGUGCCGCAAGCCUUCCCGGCGACGGCCUUCCAGAUGCCCAUCCACGACAUCUACCAGUAUUGACGUGCGGCGGCUCGGCCCGCGUGAAGUCAACGCGAGCGUUCUCCUGCCCGUGACUGAUCCACCGCUGUAACUUCUCGACGGCACGCCUUAAAAGUAAAUCUCUGCGGAUUCGGGGAACCUCCGAGCACAGCCACGAGUGAGAGUGACGCUUGAAGAUACGAUUCUGAGCACAUGGUGAAACGAUGUGCCCCACCUAUUACUUCUUGAUGCAAAUUGGAAGAGGCGAGCCGCGACCUCCGUGCGGGGACGGCCGACUGCGAGCAAAACGACAAAACGACGCCGUCUCGUCAUUGACCCCCGGCCCCGUCAUCAGGUUGCUAUAGCAACAAAACCCUGAAGGUACAUGAAAGUAUUUAUGAAGAGAAGACAUAUAUUUAAGGUUCUAUUACUGUAGGUUUAGCUUGAUGUUUUAGGGGGUAAAGAUAACCUUUUUGACUAAAAGUGGGAGAAGAAAAAGUUCAGAACUACUGACACAAGAGGAUACCACUGAAGCCAACUGCUUUGCAUAUACUCAUGAAUGUUUUAGGGUUGUUGUUUUAUAGCGUUCUUUCCUCGCGGAGUGCUGUCGGUGAUGCUGUCCGUCCAUGCUGAUUGAAUGUUUCUGCUUCAAACAUACAGCACAUGCCCGGUUGGUACUGGUUUGGCUCGUUUCGCUGUAUUUGUGUUGUUGCGAUUCUUUUCAAAUGAAGGUUUUCGAGUGCUGUGUUCAGUGAACUAUAACUGCUUCGCUUGUUUCAGUGUCGUUGCUCGAACAUUUGAACACACUUAGAUUAUUUGAAGAAAUGUCCCCAUUUUUGGGGGGGGGACAGAUAAUAACCAAACCUAACAGCUUUUCUAAUGGUGACAUCACGUACACGGUUUCCCACACUGAGGAGAAGACUGAACAUUUUUUCAUUUUUAUCAUCUUUUUUAUCAUUAUUAUUUGACACGUGAAAGGUGAACAAAUAUGCGGAGAAAUUAGAAGCCUUUUCUAUAUGGACAUCAGUGGACACAUGCCAACUAAGCUGGCAUACACGCCAGCCUGAGGAUAUUAAAAAGAGGCCUCGCCACCGUGCCUGACAACUACUUUUUAUUUCUUAAUUACACUUACACUGUGCCUUUCAUAACAGAGUGGAAAAUGGUUCUGGAUUUAGGAUGGCUCACAAGUCUCGUGGAUUUGUGGUGUUGCAGUAUUGGGGUAACGGGACAAAGCUACCUCGUCCAUCCACAAAACAACAUUCUCUUCAUUUCUUGAGCCGCCUUCAAACUACGACAGCAGAUGGAGAGAGAUGUUCCGUUGUCACUCAUCAGUCGUCCGCGGUCACACUUAUCGCCGUUUUAAUCGGCGCUUUUAAAAAGAAACUCUGCACGUGCGAUAGCAAGCUGCGAACAACUGGAGCGAUACCUGACCCGAUACCGCGCAGCAGCCACGUGACACGAUAGCCAUUUUCAUUUGAGCGCAUUAUCGCAGCUGUUGCUUAUGAUGAGGAGGAGGAGGAUUACAGUGAUGAUUAAUAUUAAGUCAGAGUUCCCCCACGCUUUUUCAACUCGCAACCCAAAUUAUGAAGAUCCGAGGUUACGCAGCACGAGCUGUAUUCCCACACACACGCAAAAGACGUAUGCACGUAAACCAACGAUGAUGAACAGGAGGCAGAUGAAAAAAGGAUUUUUUUUUUUUUUUUUUUUAAAGUUAGUUUGGUCCAACUCACCAUUUUUAGUCCGCAACUGGUGAUUAGUUUUUUGUUUUUUUCCUUGUAUGAUGACAAAACAUCAGGAUGUAUUGAAUUAAUAUAUGCAUUACAUAUGCUGUGCAUGAAGUGAGAAGGAAAGGUCUAAUAUAUUCGAAAACUUUUCUUUAUUAACAUUUUUUAGGGAUUUUUAAAGUCUGAGUAACAAAAGUAGAUUUUUUUUUCUCUUGCCAGUGUCCAAUAGUUUAACGCGUUCAAGUUAUUGUAUUCUGUGUGAUGAUUUUGUUGUUGUUCUUUUCUUUUUUCUUUUACAAUUUUGAACUGGAUUUUGUGUUGCGAGUGUGUCUUUUAAGCUUCCAUCUUAUCAUAAGCCAAGACAACAAGAUUGCAGUGGUCUUUAACUCUGCUAAAGUAAACUGGAGUUCAGCCUUGGCCAAGAUAUCAAAACAAGUGUGGUCCAACAGCCAUGAAAACAUGUUUGUUUUGGGUUUGACAACAGUCACUUCCUGGUUCUGCCUCUCACUCCAAACGGCUGCUCUCCUGGCGUUUCUCUCGCACGACAACCGUGCUCACUUGUGUGGAGCUCCGAUAUAUCCAAGCCAGUUGUACAAACUCUUCGUAGUGUGUGCCUUAUUGCCAACGUGUGCUUUUACCUUUGUAGACCUAUGAAGACUGACUUCUAUCUGAGGGGUUGUAUUACUUUUACUUACUUUGUUUUCCCUGCCUUGUUAUAUUUAUAGUAAGAAAUAGAUAAAUAAAAGCAUUUUCAAAAGCAA
Molecule: messenger RNA, 5393 nt
Organism: Phycodurus eques (leafy seadragon)
Lineage: Eukaryota; Metazoa; Chordata; Actinopteri; Syngnathiformes; Syngnathidae
Gene: rbm47
Product: RNA binding motif protein 47
Exons: 7
Coding region: 1121-2950 (609 amino acids)
Cellular component (GO): nucleus
Molecular function (GO): mRNA binding
Source: RefSeq, a predicted model, not a curated record